CUCGCCCCGCCCCUUUGCUCUUCGGGGCGUGAGAAGCCGGCAAACAUGGCGGCCCCCUGCUUCCUCACUCUGCCGGCGGCUACCCUGGCCGCCUUGGCGCUCUUGUCUCUCGGCAGCUCCGCCGCUGGUCACAUCGAGGAUCAAGCCGAACAGUUCUUUAGAAGUGGACACACAAAUAACUGGGCUGUUUUGGUGUGCACAUCCCGAUUCUGGUUUAACUACCGACAUGUUGCAAAUACUCUUUCUGUUUACAGAAGCGUCAAGAGGCUAGGUAUCCCGGACAGUCACAUUGUCCUGAUGCUUGCUGAUGACAUGGCGUGCAAUGCUCGGAACCCCAAGCCAGCCACAGUGUUCAGCCACAAGAACAUGGAGCUCAAUGUGUAUGGAGACGAUGUGGAAGUGGACUACAGAAGCUAUGAGGUAACCGUGGAGAACUUUUUAAGGGUAUUGACCGGGAGGGUUCCACCCAGUACCCCUCGCUCAAAGCGUCUUCUUUCCGACGACAGAAGCAAUAUCCUCAUUUAUAUGACAGGUCAUGGAGGAAAUGGUUUCUUGAAAUUCCAAGAUUCUGAAGAAAUCACCAACAUAGAACUUGCAGAUGCGUUUGAACAGAUGUGGCAGAAGAGACGCUACAAUGAGCUGCUGUUCAUUAUUGACACUUGCCAGGGCGCAUCCAUGUACGAGCGGUUCUACUCUCCUAACAUCAUGGCCUUGGCUAGUAGCCAGGUGGGAGAGGAUUCGUUGUCGCACCAGCCUGACCCUGCGAUUGGAGUUCAUCUUAUGGAUAGGUACACGUUUUAUGUCUUGGAAUUUUUGGAAGAAAUUAAUCCAGCUAGCCAAACUAACAUGAACGACCUUUUUCAAGUGUGUCCCAAAAGUCUCUGUGUGUCGACCCCUGGACACCGCACUGACCUUUUCCAGCGAGAUCCGAAAAGUGUCCUGAUCACCGACUUCUUCGGAAGUGUGCGCAAGGUGGAAAUCACAACAGAGAAGAUCAGUUUGCAGUGGGAUUCACAAGUCGUGGACAGCAGUUCUAAAGAAGAUGGCAUGGCCAAGGAGCACAUGGAACCUCUCAAGUAUGCUGAACAGCUCCCGGUGGCUCAGAUAAUACACCAGAAGCCGAAGCCGAGAGACUGGCACCCUCCCGGAGGCUUCAUCCUGGGGCUGUGGGCGCUCAUCAUCAUGGUCUUCUUCAAGACCUAUGGGAUCAAGCAUAUGAAGUUCAUUUUCUAAGACUCAAGGAUGUAUGAGGAAGAAUGAAUGGAAGACUGCAGCCUUGGAGCAAAACUUAGGUUUUCACAUGUUUUUAAAUAUGUUGCUUUUGUGUAAAUUUGGGAAGAAAAUUAGGAAAAUUGAAUAUUAAUGAACUUUUGACUUUAAAACAUAAUAUUGUUAAUGCACUUGUUUACUGGCCACAGAAUAUAUCUUUCAUUGAAACACUGUUUGUGUGUUUGAGUUAUAGAAAGCAGAGAGCAAUGACAUUGGAACUUAUUGCUUAAUUCUUUUUACCCUCCUCUCAUUGUAAAAGUGAGAGUUGUGAAGGUGUUAGUUCCCACUAAAGGAAGUCACUUCCGUUCAUAGGUUUGUGUGUGUUGUCUUGGUCUUUUUAUCUAUGGACAUAUGUUCCCAACCAUACAGAACAUGUCAUCUCUGCGCUUUGGUGUGUACAAUGCAUUAUUAUCCCUUCUCUGCCCUCGGACAUCCUUCAAGGAUAUACUGUGAGCCUGACUUGGAUGCACUUGUCUGCAGUCCAGGCUGUUCAGGAGGCUGAGUCGAUUUUUGAGCCCUGGGGGGUCGAAGGUCAGCCUGGGCAACAAACAUCAACAACAGAAAAGAGAAACACCACGGAAUGCACCGCCCACUCUAUGGUGGUCACGUGACAGCUCCUGAUGGACCCUUUCCUGUUCCCAGAGUUCCCUUGGGCUCACUCUGGAAUACUAAUGACUCUGGAAUUCUGCAGCUUUAAUUGCACAGGAAGAUGGAAACACAGCUUUGGUAGCUGUUUAUCUAGGGAAGUCAUGCCUCUGAGAAUUUUUAGUGGUAACCCCUCAGAGAAACAUGCCCUAUUAUUUUUUAUUUUUAAGUAUCCUGUGAACUUCUAGGAUUGAUUGUAUCUCUUCAGUUUUUGUCCUGAAAGAGACAGAUUGCUGACAGCUAGAUCUAUGUUGUCCCUGAGGACAGCCCCAUAAACUGGAUGACAUACAUGGAGCACACACACUGAAGGCUCUGCCUUCAUGUCUGAUGGAUCAGUAAGACACAUCCAACACUGACUCUUCUAGGAUGUCAGUCAGUUCCACACCUUCCUGCGGUGAAAAGAUGGCCAAGCUUGUGUUUUGUGACCAUUCUCAGACACUCUUUUCUCUUUCAAACUUUGGCAUCAGAGAGCCGUGCUGGGGUGGGCUGUGCCUAUAGAUUUACUAUUCAUGUCUGAGGAGAAUCUUAGGUGUUUCAUCCAAGAAUCUAUAUGUUCAUCUGUUUUCUUUACAAAUACUGUUUUCUAAUUUUAGGUUACAAUUAAGAAGUCUUCUAAUCCCCUGGCAAUAGGCAGAGACACCUUGUUGGUGAUAUUGCUCUUCUGUCAAUCAGGGGCAGAGCACAUGGCAGUCCUUGUUCAUCCUAGCUUGUUGCCUGCCCUGGUAGCCAAAGUUGUGUCAUGCCUAGGACACAUAAAAAUCAAAUCAUCAAAUCAAAUUGAGGCAGCGCACCUUGGGAGGAAGACAGUAGACAGAGGCCUGUGGACCAUGGACCACAUGCCACCCACAGACCUGCCCUCUGAUGUAUAACACAGGUGGGCUGUAUAUACCCACCCGCUGUGCACAGACAGGAUAUCAUCCAGGGUCCCACCAGCUUCAUGAAGGCAGCAUUGCGGAGCUGGUCCUGGGAGUAGGUGAGUUGGGCCCCUAUGUGAGGGAGAGCUGAUCCUGCUACUUCGCUGCCAUGAGGUGGCCUGGGCAGAGGAUGUGUGAGUGUGGGAGAGCUGACCCUUCACUUGGCUGUUGUGGUGGCUGGGGCACAGAGAUGUCUCCCUUGCAGCCUCCACCAGUCAGGAAAGCUGCCUACAGGGUAAUAAGUACAGGGAAAACUAGCCUGGCCCCUCACAUCCUGCAGCACUGGGGAGAGUGGGCCCAUGCCCUUGACUGGGCAGAACAGAGCACUUAACUCUAGAGACAUGGGUGCUAUCAGCUGACCCUGCCUCCUGUCAGUAGCAGCACUGGGUGGCCUAGCCAGAGCAGUGCUGGAGAGCUUGCCCUGGUGGGCAGCUAAGGGAGAGCUGGCACGCUGAGCAGCUCAACAGCCCCCAGGCCCAGGUCCAGGGCUCUGAAUUCAUCCAUCCCCAAAAUCCAUACUAUCUGCAAAUCAUUGGGAUGCAUGAACGAGCCAGUCCUGCUGUUCCAAAGCUGUAGGAGUCCCGGUGAGGAUCCUAUAGUGAUGAUGUCACAGAAACCAAAGACCUCAAGCCAGACCGAUGACUCAUUGCAGUGGACAUUUACAAGUAAAGAUGUGUGGAUAGAGCGUUUACUGUGA
This is a messenger RNA of Mus caroli (Ryukyu mouse), 3525 nucleotides long. It is a transcript of the gene Pigk, whose product is annotated as phosphatidylinositol glycan anchor biosynthesis class K. The record is from RefSeq and is a predicted model, not a curated record. Gene Ontology annotation, biological process: proteolysis; attachment of GPI anchor to protein. Lineage: Eukaryota; Metazoa; Chordata; Mammalia; Rodentia; Muridae. Gene Ontology annotation, cellular component: GPI-anchor transamidase complex. Gene Ontology annotation, molecular function: GPI-anchor transamidase activity.